AUGUGAUUUUUGCCAAUAAGCUCCUUUGUAGACAACAGCAUGUUGUUGAAAAAGUGUUGAAACAUCGCACAGCUGGACGGCUACAAUUACAAAAUUUAGAGAAGGUCACAUGAAGUCCAGCCCUCAUUUGUAGAUAUCAAGGGGACAACCAUAAGAUAAGUCACCUUAUAGUUUGUUAUACCGUUCCUUAUUGUUUGUUUUUCAUAGGUCCCCCAUUUUGAUACCAAAUAUCAGCAACAUCGACACGCAGUCCACUGCAGAAAUUGAAAAUGAGCUGGAUGCUGCUGCAAUACUGCAAAGUCUUACCAGUCUGGUGGAUGAAGGGACACCUCCUCGGUCUAACUAUGUCAAUGUGAUGAGGGACUCUGUUCUUGAAAGUGCUUUUAGAGCAUUCGAUAGACAAAGAUUUUCUCCUUGGCAUAGGCUCAAUGUUACCUUUGUCGACACUGCCGGGGUAACAGAGGGAGCUGUGGAUGACGGGGGGCCAACUAGGGAGUUCCUUCGCCUGCUAAUCACAGAAAUAAAAGACAGCUCUUUUUUUAAUGGCCCCGACUACAACAAGAAUCGGUCCUUGGUGUCUCGGAGUGUAGAUAAUGGCGACUACAGGAAUCUGGGACAAAUGAUAAGUGUGGCCCUUGUCCAUGGAGGAAUCAAGCCCUUAUUUUUUUCCCGGCGAUUAUACCACAGCAUAGCCAGUCGUCCAACACCCCCAGUCACUCUUGAAGAAGUGGAUGACAGAGAACUGCAGGAGCAACUGCAAAGGGUAAUAACUGCAGAAACUCUGGCAGAAGCACGGGAUGCCAUAAUGGAGGCUUCAGGUUCUCUUUGUCUUCUUGGCUGUUCUGCGGGUCUCCGAAGUCUGGAUGAAAAGGAGUACUUUACACAACAAGCUCUAAGGGCAUAUGUCGAAGGAAGGACACAGAAAGCUUUGGAGCAGUAAACAAAAACGAAAUUUUAUAUUUGAUCUUAAAUAUUAUGUUUUAUGUCAAAGUGGGAAAAUGAGAUGGCCCAUUUAAAUGUAUGCAAUUGAACAUAAGUAAGAGCUUUUCUUUGGUAAACACUCUUGUAAUGACUUCAAAGAGAGAUUUUACAUGUUUACAUUUUAUAUGUUCUGCUUCAUGCAGGAACGUUAUGAUAUGAAUGUUCUGUGUAGGUUUCUAAUUUAUAUAUUCUGCUACACUUUGUAUUUCCUUUAAAUUACUUUGCCAAAGGGGAAACAGCAAAUCUGAAAACAAGACAUGAGCAUGAUUUGAAAACAAGA
Molecule: messenger RNA, 1261 nt
Organism: Girardinichthys multiradiatus
Lineage: Eukaryota; Metazoa; Chordata; Actinopteri; Cyprinodontiformes; Goodeidae
Product: G2/M phase-specific E3 ubiquitin-protein ligase-like
Exons: 4
Coding region: 356-940 (194 amino acids)
Molecular function (GO): ubiquitin-protein transferase activity
Source: RefSeq, a predicted model, not a curated record